Messenger RNA from Emiliania huxleyi CCMP1516, 1338 nucleotides. RefSeq lists its product as hypothetical. The transcript is spliced from 6 exons. The record is from RefSeq and is a predicted model, not a curated record. The coding region runs from base 1 to 1338 and encodes 445 amino acids. NCBI's taxonomy places the organism in Eukaryota, Haptophyta, Isochrysidales, Noelaerhabdaceae.
AUGGCGAGCAUCGACGAUGUCCUCGCCCGAUACCCCCAGUGGCACAGCAUCGACUCGUCGGCACACUCGUGGCAGCGGCGCGGCGCCGUCGGCGCGCACUUGCGGCAGCGCGUGCACGGCGACAUCGACCUGUCCAAGUGCGAGCCGGCCGCCUCGAUCUGGGACGUGGACUGGGCGGCGGCGACAAACUUCAAGCGGUCCGACGGCGGCCGGUCGAGCGGGGUGUACUUUGUGCUGCUGCCCGGCCAGCGCUGCGUGGUGGUCAAGCCCGACGCCGAGGUGGUGGCUGACUACUGCGGCCACCUCAUCGGCUCCGCGCUGGGUGUGCGCGCGCCCGAGAUGCGAUGUGUGCUCACCGCGAGCGAGGAGGGGCUCGCCCUCGAGGCGGCGCUCUCGCGGCUCGACGCCGCCAAGCCGCUCAAGCAGCGCUCCUCGCCGCCCGUCGCGGCCGUGCUGGCCGCGGUCCCGACCUGCCUUGUGAUGGAGUUCCCCCUCAUGGCUCCGCGCCUGGCCACACCCUUCCUCUGCGUCGCGCGAGGCGCGCCACGCGAGCUCUCGCCGUCUGGCCGCGAGCAGCUGCAGAUGCUCGGGCGCACGCUCGCCUUUGACAUCCUGAUUCACAACUACGACCGGCUGCGCUGCCUCUGGGGCCGCGACGGCGAGGCGCUGCCCUGCAUCUGGGGCAACGACGGCAACUCUGAGAACGUGAUGAUCGACGCCGAGGACCGGGUCGUGGCCAUCGACUCCAUGAUGAGCGCGUUCGACCCGCACGACCCGCGUUCGGCGCCCCUCUUUGGCGAGUACAAGCGCAAGGUGGCCGCGCUCGUGGGGGAGGUGUGCGCCUCGCCGCGCGCGCCGCAUGCCGCUUUUGCCCCCCUGCGGCUGCUGCUGCUGCACGGCAGCGGCGACGAGUCCAGCGAGGGCUUCAGCGCCGCCAUCGCCGACAUCGCCGCCCUGCCGCCCACGGCGUUCGCCGACCUGCCCGAGCUGCUGCACCUCUUCCUCGGAGGGCCGGGCGGGGGCGACACGCGGUGCAACCCGGCCUUCGUCGGCAGCAUCGCCGCCAUCUUCCGACGCGCGACCGCCCCGCAGGCGCGCGCGCAGGCCAAGUUCGGGCUGCACGCGCGCGGGGCGGCCGUACGGCCGGCCUGGCCCAGCCAGAUCGACUCGAGCGCCGCGCUGCGCGACGCGGGCCACGCGGCCCUGGGGCUGCGGCCCGGGGUCCGCGCAGCGGCUGUCUCGCGCGUCGAGAAGGUUGUGCUGAGCGAGCCGGAGGAGGGCGGCGGCGAGGACGCGCCCGCAGGGACGGGCUGCAGCUGCAGCUGCGUCCUGAUGUAA